UUGUGCCCGUAAUUGAUCAUUUGCAUCCUCCACUCGUGACAUCGCAGGACUUUGCACAACGCUGAGGAAUAUAAAGUUUGUGGCGGUACAUAUGCUGCUGGUAAUACACAUGUUAGUGCCCAGUCGAUUAUCGAAUGCAUCAGUAAAAAUACAAUUAAGAUUGACGAAUACAUUUUACACCGCUAUCAUCACAAAGCCAUUUCAUUAAUAAAAAAGUUAUAAAACGUGUUACGCAAUAUGCCACCUCGGAGGAAAGGUCACUUGCGUCCUGUUAACAGUGAUGGCUGUUCGAACAGUGUGGAGGAGCUUGCUUUCCGAUACAUGAUGUGUAAAGUGGAGUCCAGCACGGAUGAGUCAGACAACAGCCCAAGGUCAUCAGAUACCAGCACAAUGGCCUUGGUGACUAACGGGCAGGAGAAAAUACCUCUUCCAAAGAACAUGUCAUCAUGGUCCCACAAGGUCGGGGGACGGCUUCCAUGUUACUGCCGGUACCUGGACCCCUACGACGGGAGCUCAGAGGACUCCGAUGAGUCCCGCCACGCUGCAGGCCUCCUGCGCGGGAGACCCAGGCAGCACGGGUGCGCCCGCAGCCACUUCCUGUGCCGGAGCAGACGCCUCGUCCCCCUCCAGCCACCGGCGUCGGCCCCCUUGGAGGUGACCAAGCGUGAGCCCCGGGCGCCCCCCCCCUCCUCCACCACCCCCACCACCACCACCACAGGGUCGCCCCUGCUGACCCAGCAGCCGGCGGACGUCCUGAUGGACUCGGACGGCAGCUCGUCCGAGCUCUGGGUUUCCCCCCGGUCCCCGGUGAGCGGCCGAAGCGUCUGCCGGGACCCUGCGGGGAGGACGGGGUCCGGGCACGGCCGUCCUGAGGGAGAGGAUGACCGCUUUGAGGACUCGGGGUUGAACAGCGCCAUCAGAACCCCGACACCACCGCCCUGCGCACGGUCCCCCCCUCACACUGCGGGGGCAGCGGGGGGCAGCGGCCCCUCUGACAGGUCCCCUGGCCCCAGCAGCGACGGCUGCUGCUUGUACAAGAGGAAGAUGAUGGGGCCUCACGUGACGGGGGUGGGAGAGUCUGGGCAGAGGAAGAGGCAGUGUGUUGUCAGCAUGAAGGAAGAGCCGGGGUAAGGGGACUGUGCUGCCCGAGAUGUUUGGAAGACCCUCGUUAACAUUGUGGCGCAUUUUUUUUUUGUACGCCUUUGAAGUGAACUAGUUUGGAUUGCACGUGAGACCGAUUUUUGCACCUUGUAAUUCAGUGCCCUGAUGAUUCAAACAGGUAAAAUGCCUACUACCUUGUUUGACCUUUUCCCAUUGCAAUUUGAGUUAACGUAGUCGUUCAAAGUGUUGCGUUAGACAUGAUUACCUCACCAGAAGACACAUCUGACCUCAGCCACUUCAGUUGUUUGCGUUUAUUGCACAAACCACACUUUUUCUAAUGAAGGCAUUAGUCUGACUUGCCAGUUUGGAGAAGACUAUUCUAAUUCUGUUCGACAGGUAUUUAACAUUAUGCACUUUAAAAGGAUGUUUGAUUCAUGUAAAAUAUAUAUUCUUUUGUCACAGCAAGUGGACUCCUGGAUUCCUUUUACCUUGAACUCAUUGUUCAAAACUAAGAUAUACAGGUUACCCUUUUCCCCCAAGUAUACCACAUAAACAUCACAUGGCAUUCUGCAAAUUAAACAUGAACACAAUUCCCCAUAAGUAACAUAUCAAGGAUCCUUGAAAUUACAGCUCUUCAUUACACCUACUCUACCAUAAUGUCAGCUUCCCCUGGGCCUGUGAAGUUAUGACGAGCUAAUGGUCUUCACGGUAUUAGGGAUAACGGGAAAGUUUUCCAUUGUAUCAACAUAUUGUAGUCUAUGGUACCUUGAAAAGCUGUCUGCAAAAGAUAUUGUCUACAUGUGGGCCCACUUCUGUUGUAUACACCUGAUUUACUCAUUUUAAAAUGUGUAUACCACAUCAUUUCAUCAUGGUGUGUAUCAAAAUAUGCAAUACAAACAUGCAUUUUAAUUUGAAGGUCAAAGGG
Molecule: messenger RNA, 2026 nt
Organism: Gadus chalcogrammus (walleye pollock)
Lineage: Eukaryota; Metazoa; Chordata; Actinopteri; Gadiformes; Gadidae
Exons: 5
Coding region: 238-1131 (297 amino acids)
Source: RefSeq, a predicted model, not a curated record